AUGCAGAAAACUGUAAGCACCACAAGGAAAGAUUGGUCGGUGAAGCUUCAUGAAGCUCUUUGGACGUAUAGGACGGCUUACAAGACACCUUUGGGGACUACACCAUUUCACUUGGUGUAUGGAAAAGCUUGUCAUCUCCCAGUGGAACUCGAGUACAAAGCUGCUUGGACAGUAAAGUUUCUGAAUUUUGAUGCUAGAAGUGCUCAUGAGAGGAGAGUAAUGCAGCUGCACGAGUUGGAGGAGAUUAGGCACCUGGCCUAUGAAAACUCGAAAAUUUACAAGGAGAGAACCAAAGCUUUCCAUGACAAGAGGAUCCUCAGCAGGAGUUUUGCACCAAACGAUCAAGUGCUGCUAGGAGAGUUCGUCGUCAAUGGGCAGAGGUUGAAGCCAUACCUCACUGGUCCACAUGUCACGGAAGGUGAAUCACUCACCUUAAGCGACACUCCUCAAGCCUGA
This is a messenger RNA of Eutrema salsugineum, 456 nucleotides long. RefSeq lists its product as uncharacterized. Gene Ontology annotation, molecular function: nucleic acid binding. NCBI's taxonomy places the organism in Eukaryota, Viridiplantae, Streptophyta, Magnoliopsida, Brassicales, Brassicaceae. The record is from RefSeq and is a predicted model, not a curated record. Bases 1 to 456 code for a protein of 151 amino acids. The transcript has 2 exons.